Phyllopteryx taeniolatus (common seadragon) is the source of this 1471-nucleotide messenger RNA. It is a transcript of the gene mfng, whose product is annotated as MFNG O-fucosylpeptide 3-beta-N-acetylglucosaminyltransferase. NCBI's taxonomy places the organism in Eukaryota, Metazoa, Chordata, Actinopteri, Syngnathiformes, Syngnathidae. The transcript is spliced from 8 exons. Gene Ontology annotation, cellular component: membrane. Bases 225 to 1328 code for a protein of 367 amino acids. Gene Ontology annotation, molecular function: O-fucosylpeptide 3-beta-N-acetylglucosaminyltransferase activity. The record is from RefSeq and is a predicted model, not a curated record. Gene Ontology annotation, biological process: regulation of Notch signaling pathway.
UGGGUGCUGAGUGCACCUCUCUCCGCCUCUGGAGUCGGACUUUUGAGCCACGUGCCGGAUGAAAUUAUAAUGUGUUAAUGUUGUUGUUUUUUUCUUUCUAUCAAUAAACCCUGGAAGUUUUAUGUCUUGGUCAAAGACAUAGCGAUGACGUCACUAAUGAGGAACCCACGCUGAAAGGGGAAGGCGAUGGAAACCGCUUGUUUUGUUUUAAUACUUUGAGCUUUAUGAUUAUUAUAUUCAUUAUUUUUUCACCCCCCCCCCCCACACUUUUAAUCGCCUGUGUCAUGCGGACACGAUGGCUCAGUCGCAGUUUGCCGCUCUUCAUCCUCGUCCUCUUCGUGGUUCUCUACGCGGGCUUUCAAUGGGACGCCGGCCGCCUCUCGGAGCUAUCGCCGGCGGCCCGUCGUCGUCGCCCUCCGGCGCCCGAUGAGCUCCGGCGGCCGCCCCCCCGAGCCGCCACCCUCGAGGCCGGGGUCGCCACCGCCGGACUGCGGCUGGAGGAUAUUUUCAUCGCGGUUAAGACCACCGGGAGGUUCCACGGGACGCGCCUCGCCCUCCUUUUGGAGACCUGGAUCUCCACAACCAAGACGCACACAUUCAUUUUUACAGACACAGAAGACGACCACCUGAAAGCCGAAGGCUACAACAUGGUGGCGACGGGCUGUCAGUCGGAUCACAGUCAGCAGGCUCUGGCGUGCAAGAUGGCCGCCGAGUACGACCGAUUUCUGGCAUCCGACAACAGGUGGUUUUGUCACGUCGACGACGACAACUAUGUGAACGGCGAGGCCCUCGUCGCCGCACUCGCCGCCUUUCCGCAAGAUGGCGACAUCUACGUGGGCAAGGCGAGCCUGGACAAGCCAAUCACGGCGCACGAGCUCGUGGAGGGAAACGCCACGAGGGAAGUGAAGUUCUGGUUUGCCACCGGAGGGGCAGGAUUUUGUUUGAGUCGACGUCUGGCUCACAAGAUGUCCCCCUGGGCCCGCGGCCCUCGCUUCCUGGAGACGUCGGCGAAGAUCCGCCUGCCCGACGAUUGCACGGUGGGCUUCAUCGUGGAGGAGCGUGUGGGGGUCUCAUUGGUCCACUGCCCCUUGUUCCACUCGCACUUGGAGAACCUCAUGUUGCUUCACCGCGCCAGCAUCCCGCACCAGGUGACUCUGAGUUACGGCCUGUUAGAGGGCAAGCUGAACCAUGUGGAGCUGAAAGGAAGUUUCUCCAAAGAAGAAGAUCCAUCCAGUGUAAUUAAUAAUCAGGUUCAAGACCCUGCACUGCUUGCUGUACCCGCUGACCAGAUGGUGUCCCUGAACCACCUCCAAGAAAAACCAGGAUGAUGAGAUCAGAACCUCCAGAACGUUCUGACGAUCGUCUUGACUAUGAACUAGUCAGACAUGUCCACCUUGACAGUUGUUUUAUUCAACUAUAAGACACUGUUAAAUUGUAUAAACAGUUGUAAAAUAAACGCUUUUUAAAUUUA